GACCAUCCACUUCGUGAAUGGACACCUGAGAUUGAUACGUGGCUGGCAGAAAUGCUGAGGCUCGAAGGUCGAUGUGGACACUCCGAUAUGGAUUGCGCGGGAUGCAGCUCUGAUCAUUCGCCUUUCCGAUGCCGGGACUGCUCGGACGUCCAAAUGUAUUGCGAGAGCUGCAUGGUGCAUCGCCAUCGGGCACUUCCCUUCCAUCGGCUUGAGAGAUGGCACGAUGGCAUAUUCUUCGCCAAGGUCGACCUCAAAAGUCUCGGACUUCGUAUACAGCUGGGUCAUCCCCCUGGUGUGUCGUGUAUCAACCCCGAAAGAGCAUUUGGGGACGACUUCGUAGUGCUGGACCUCUCGGGAGUGCACAGCGUCGGACUCGACUUCUGCGGCUGCACUUGUGCGGCAUCUCACACGGUGCAGCUUCUGCGCGCAAGACUAUUUCCAGCAACGUCUACGAACCCCAAGACCGCUGCCACUUUCGCGCUGCUCCGACACUUCCACCUCUUAUCCAAUCAAGCGAAUGUAUCUGGGUUCGAGUUUCAUACGACGCUCGCUCGCCUGACUGACAACACCGGGGUCAACCCUCCGAAGGAUCGGUACCCGUCGUUCAUGCGGAUGAUGCGGAUGUGGAGGAAUCUGCAGAUGUUCAAGAGAGCUGGUCGAGGACAUGAUCCUGCCGGGGUCAACGCAACCGCGCCUGGCGAGUGCGCCGUGGCAUGUCCGGCAUGUCCCCACCCUGGAAAGAACCUCCCCGAGGACUGGCAAAACGCCCCACCAGACCAGCAGUGGCUCUACCGGCUGUUCGUGGGGAUAGAUGCUAAUUUCCGUCUGAAGCGCAGGCUCGUCUCUUCUAACGAGCACGAUCCUGGUUUAAACCGUGGCGCCGCCUACUUCGUCGAAGAAAGGGCCUACAAAGCCCACUUGGCGGCCCACAGUGACCUCGUGCAAGAGACAACUAGCACUUGCCACAACCACGACGCCGUUAAGCUCGCGAACUCAAGGGGUCAAGACACAACAGAUGCGACUGGUGUGGUGACAAUCGAGUGUACGCGGCAUGACAUGAAGAGGCCGUGCUCCGUCGGCGAUCUUCAAAAGGGAGAACGAUACGUCAACACGGACUACGUGUUCCAUUCAAGUGUUCAAGAUAAUGACCACCUCUACAAUCCGCAGUGGGAUUUUGCUGGCCGCCGGAUCAUUUUCCUCAUACCCAAGUUCCAUCUACCAGCUCAUAAGGUGAGUUGCCGGGAGAAUUACUCAUUUAACUACGCGAAGCAUGUAGGUCGCACCGACGGGGAAGCCGUGGAGCGCGGUUGGUCCGCGGUGAAUGGCUUUUCUGGGAGUACCAGGGAGAUGGGUCCUGGAGCUCGGCGCGACCUGUUGGACGACGUGUUCGCGGACUACAACUGGCGAAAGAUUGCUCGUCUCCCGACUGCCAUACUGAACAAGGUGAAAGUUGCAAUCGACAAACGCAGCAAGUACGUCUUCGCCUUCGAGGCUUUGGACGAUGGAAUGAAUCCAGCCCAUAAGAUGGACUGGCAGAGGCAAGUGGAGACCUGGGAGUCGGGUACAGACGGCACAUGCCCCAACCCCUUUGCCGUCACACGCAGACCUGUUACUUUGGCGGCCGUCCGGUUGAAGCUGGCCGAGCGUGAAUCUGCAGAACUGCAAGCACGGAGUUCCACUUCACUUCUCGACGUCAUCUCGCCUUACUCUCUCAUUUCACAAGGCCUCGACCACGAAGAAGAGCAACGCAGGCUCAAGGCAAAGAAAGCCAAUCUUGGCUCGCGUGCAACAGACCUACAGAAGGGUGAUGUUGUCAUCGCCCGCAACAGCUUAUUCCGCACGAUCGAGGCGUGGCAGGCAGUUCAGCAUCUGUACAUGCCAACCGUCGCUGCGCAACGGAGUCGUGACACCGCGUUGAAUAUCGCCCCACCAGCGGAGGAUAUCUCCCUCUAUCUCCCGUCUGAGGUCGUCGACCUCAUGACAGUUGAAGGCCAGUUGCAGGACAUCGAGUGGGAGCUACGCGUUGGGCUCGCGCAUGAUGCGCUUGAGGACAUCCGCCGACUUCUCAGCGCGAAGAAGAAACUACUACAAUUCAAGAGUUCUUUCGUCACUGGUCAGUACCACAACACACGCGCGCGCGGCGCCAUCGACAGGUGUAUGGAGAAGAUUACUCAGAUCAGGGCUAAGUACAACGCUUGCUACAGCGCGCUCACGAAGCUUGCUCCCGCCCUAGGCAAGACGAGCUGGAGGAGGGAAACGGGCUUACAGCAGCUGGUGGACAACGAUGUACGGUACAUGUCCGAACCGGACCCAGAGGCAGAGGACGAGCAGACUGAAGGGACGCGGACAGUUUCAUGGAUAUGGACAACAAAAGGGGCGCAAAGCGGAGAUGAUGACGAGGAUGAAGAGGAGAGUACGUGA
Fomitopsis serialis is the source of this 2421-nucleotide messenger RNA. RefSeq lists its product as uncharacterized. NCBI's taxonomy places the organism in Eukaryota, Fungi, Basidiomycota, Agaricomycetes, Polyporales, Fomitopsidaceae. The annotation marks the transcript as partial. The transcript is spliced from 9 exons. The record is from RefSeq and is a predicted model, not a curated record.